Xenopus laevis (African clawed frog) is the source of this 5110-nucleotide messenger RNA. It is a transcript of the gene fes.L, whose product is annotated as FES proto-oncogene, tyrosine kinase L homeolog. The record is from RefSeq and is a predicted model, not a curated record. The coding region runs from base 605 to 3073 and encodes 822 amino acids. Gene Ontology annotation, molecular function: ATP binding; nucleotide binding; kinase activity. The transcript is spliced from 19 exons. NCBI's taxonomy places the organism in Eukaryota, Metazoa, Chordata, Amphibia, Anura, Pipidae. Gene Ontology annotation, cellular component: cytosol; cytoskeleton; microtubule cytoskeleton.
GCUGCUGUAAGUUGCCAUUGCCUGUCACUCUUUAUAGACCUGGUGGGGGAUGUUUGGGCCUCUGUGUACUUGAAAUGCCAGGGACUAUUUGGACUCCCAGCCCAGAGCUGCUCAUCACUGUUAUACACCCAAACAUGAUUUGGCUGGGGACCCCAAGUUCUGCAAGCCGGAUAGUGUAGUGAGUAGCAGCAAUGUUAGGGGGCAUUUCUCUCUGAAAAAGGGACCAGCAGCUGCCACAGGUAUGGGAGUGAGAUGGAGAUAUAAAUAUGUCCCACAGCUAUAUGAGUGCAUAAUAACUCUCCUAAUAGACUCACGAAAUGUCCAGCUCGCGCAGCAGCUUCCUCUACUUGUUCUGGCACAGUCCCAGCACUAACACGGGGCCGCGAGGGUUAAUGGCCGGGUGGGAAGUGACUUUGCGCUUCUCUCACUCACAGGCUCAGCAACACGGAAAGCAGAAGGAAAGUACCGACUGAGAGGACUCGAGACACAAGGAGGGAGCGGGACAUGAGCGCCAGAGCGUGAGACUCACUCGCAGUAACUACAGCUUUGCGCGCUCAGCGACAAUUAUAGCCCAAAGCCUCACCUGACAUCCUUCAAUCUAACCAUGGGGUUUGCAGAAGAGUUACAGUGCCCCAAUAGCCAUGCUGCUUUGUUGCGUUUACAAGACGUUGAACUGAGAGUGAUGGAGACCAUGAAAAAAAGUUUUAUACAGCGUGCAAAGAGCGACAAAGAGUAUUCAAACAUGCUUCACCAGGUUUCUGUGCAGGUUGAAAAGCUGGAUCACUCACCGACCCCUGGAUUAUCCGAAUACUCAAGCCAGCUCAAUGAGUCCUGGACAACAUUGGUGUCUCAAACGGAAAACCUAAGCCAGAUCUUACGCAAGCAUUCAGAGGAUUUAAAUGCAGGACCCCUGAACAAAAUAACCAUUCUCAUUCGGGAAAAGCAGCAGCUGAAAAAGUCUUAUAGUGAACAAUGGCAGCUUCUCAACCAAGAUUACAUCAAGACAACCCAACAGGAUAUAGAAAAGCUGAGGUGUCAGUAUCGCAGCCAAGUGAAAGAAACUUUACAGUCAAAGAGAAAAUACCAAGAGGCCUGUAGAGAUAAAGACCGUGACAAAGCAAAGGAGAAGUAUGUGAAGAAUACAUGGAAACUGCACGCACUGCACAACCAGUAUGUUCUGGCUGUUAGAGCUGCUCAGCUACACCAUGAACACCACUUUCUGUAUAGCCUGCCAACGCUGCACGAGUCCAUGCAGAGCAUUCACCAGGAGAUGGUCCAAAUUCUCAAGAAUAUUAUGCUAGAAUACUCUGAAAUCACAAGCUUAGUACAAGAGGAAGUGGCUUCCCUGCAUAGAGAAAUUGCCAGUUCUGUCAUCAGAAUCAGCCCUGCCCAGGAAUAUGACAGUUUUCUCCAGAUGAACAGAUCAGUGUCUGAAUUGCCACCCAUUGUGACGUUUGAUACCAGCUUGCUGGAGGAAACAGAUGACCUGGAGGAAGAACUACAGCUGAAUGACCUGACAGUGGAGAGUGUGCAACAUACGUUGACGUCUGUUGAAGAAGAACUUGCUUCAGUCACUGUAGCCAUUGAAAGCAAAGAGGAUAUAGUGAAACAACUGCACUCCGAUAUUGCGACAGAAGAAAGGACUACAGAUUGCAAAGAAAAGAUUAAUCUGUUGGCCAAACGACAUGCUCUACGAGAUGCCCUUCUGCAGUAUCAUAUGACUCUCUGCAACAAGAACAAGGUCCAAGGCCAGAGAGAAAUUUUGAAGAGAAAGAUGAACACUAUUGGAUCUGGGGACCCUCCUCCUGCCCUUCAACUUCAGGAUGAUAACCAAUCAAUUUCUUCAGUGGAGCGUGAAUGUGCGAAAAAAACAUUAGAAAACAUUAAAAAUCACAUUUCUGGAAUUUUUCGGCCUAAAUUUUCCUUGCCUCCUCUUUUGCCUUUGGUCCCAGAUGUCCAGAAACCUCUCAGCCAACAGAACUGGUACCAUGGUGCCAUACCUCGCACUGAAGUCAUAGGACUGUUGGUGAAAAGUGGGGAUUUCCUUGUCCGGGAGAGCCAGGGCAAGCAAGAAUAUGUGCUGUCUGUACUAUGGGAUGGACAACCACGACAUUUUAUCAUUCAGAAUGUAGAUAACCUUUACAGGUUAGAAGGAGAAGGCUUUCCAACUAUCCCAUUCCUGAUUGAUCAUUUCCUCAAAACCAAGCAAGCUGUGACAAAAAAGAGCGGUGUUAUCAUAAAUAAAGCUGUUGUUAAGGACAAAUGGGUGCUGGAGCAUGAAGAAGUCAUACUGGGAGAAAGAAUUGGAAAGGGAAAUUUUGGUGAAGUAUUCAGCGGACGCAUUCGUGCUGAUAACACACCAGUGGCAGUAAAAAGCUGUCGGGACACACUGCCGCCAGACUUAAAGGACAAGUUUCUAAUGGAAGCCAGAAUACUGAAACAGUAUAGCCACCCUAACAUUGUCAAACUUAUUGGAGUCUGCACACAGAAACAUCCAAUUUACAUUGUUAUGGAGCUAGUGCAAGGUGGAGACUUUCAGACGUUUCUAAGGAAUGAAGGUCCCAAGCUGAAGGUGAAAGAGCUGAUUAGGAUGUCAGAAAAUGCUGCGGCUGGAAUGGAGUAUUUGGAGAGUAAACAUUGUAUUCACAGGGAUCUUGCAGCCCGCAACUGUCUGGUGACUGAGAAAAAUGUCUUAAAGAUAAGUGACUUUGGCAUGUCCAGAGAGGAAGAAGAUGGAGUGUAUUCAUCCACUGGGGGAAUGAAGCAGAUUCCUGUUAAAUGGACAGCGCCAGAAGCCCUCAAUUACGGUCGGUACAGUUCAGAGAGUGAUGUUUGGAGCUUUGGUAUCUUACUCUGGGAAGCCUUCAGCUUGGGUUCCGUUCCCUAUGCAGUUAUGAGCAACCAGCAAACAAGGGAGGCCAUAGAACAGGGAGUCCGCCUGCUUAUCCCAGAUAACUGCCCUGAUGAAGUCUAUAACUUAAUGCUGCGAUGCUGGGAAUAUGAUCCAAAGAAGCGGCCUAAUUUCAGCAUUGUACAUCAGGAGCUUGUCAACAUCCGCAAGAGAUACCGAUAAGUCUUCUGAAACUAUGAACUCAGAAAUUUACUGCAUUGCUAUAAGGGGGCUCUUUUUCUCAUCCUUUGCUUGUGCUUUCUUGGUUUUAUUACAGAACCUCAGAGAUUCAGGUAUUGGUGCACAGCAGUAAUUUUUACACUUUUUUACAAACUGUAUUAUUGGGUCUCGGUACACUAUCCUUUCUUUAUGUCACUGUGCUAGAGGCUGAUUUAUAGCUGCACAGCAGUAGCAGGGCUCUGGGCAAGGGCUGCCAUCUGAUAGGUAUUUUACUGCCUGGCCUGUAAAAAUGAUACUUCAUGCCAAUGUUAUUAAUAGUGAAUUGAGAUUAAAAUAUAGGAAAGUUGUUGGCAACUCUACUCUGGGAAAUGCUUUUCCAAGAACAGAUAAUGAAGGACCAUGGAUGAGACUGUUAGCUCCAUUAACGAACUAUUGACAAACACUCACUUCAGACCAAUCCAGGCCUGAGCUGAAGAGUUUAAAGGAAAUAGUUUCACCUGUAAUUUUAAGGGUAUGGGUUCAACCAAUAUUUCUUGAACCAUCUCCAGCUUUUAUUAAUUGUGUCCUUGCCCCAUUGCUGCACAUCAAAGAUCAGCACAAUGUCAAAUAGCAAAUCAGACAUUAUUGAUUGUAGUUUGAGAGCAUGAGAAUGUCUUAACGUGUAUCAAUGUGAAUACAGGUAAAGGACCUGAAUGCUCAUGGGGUUUUUCAGAUUAGUCAUCUUUCCGUGAUUUGGAUCUCCAUACCUUAAAGGAGAAGGAAAGGUAAAAAAACAAAGUUGUAUAUAUUAAGCACACAAUGGAGAACUAUUACAAGAAUUGUGCCUCUAUAUGUCUUUCCCUUUAGCUGUAUUCAAAGAUGGAAGUAAAAAAUUUAGCUGUGUGCAUGUAAUACAGAAGACAUCCCUCUCGCUAACAAAACCAGCUCUAUUAGGGCUCGCACAUGUGCAGAAGAAAUUCUGCAAGCCCUACACAUGCGCAUAAGGAUCUUGUGGCUUCCCUGUGAAGCGAUGACGUUGCGGUCAUAUGAUGCAGCCAUUCGUCAUCGCUGACCUCUGCACUCCCUUUUCCCCAUUGCUUGGUAACAAAGGGAAGCUUUGAAGCUCCUGCGCAGCAAGCGCAGAAGCUGAGGAGCAGAGCUCAAGUAAAUCAAUUCGGGUCUGUCUGACUGAGGUCUGUAGUAAUAUAUGAUUAAUAAUGGAAAAGAGGCAAUUUAAAAACAUGCUUUUUAACUAGAUACUAUUUUAACUAGAUACUGCGUCUGCGUUUUAUGUUAAAGGGCAGAUUUAUUAAUUUUUGUGCGAUUGUAAAUAAAAAAACCUUCAAUAACCCAACGAAAAUUGAUCACGUUUUUUGUAAUUACGUUUUUUCAGGAUUGUGUUUUUUUUCUACAAUUUACAUAUUUUAAGAAAAAUGAAAUAAACAAAAUAGCACAAAUCGUUUGAAAAUCACAACCUGGAAUGUGCCCCCAAAUGUAUAAAAAUCAGAGUAGCAGAAUCUCAUGUAACCCCCAUAGGUACCAAAUAAAUAACCAAAUCUAGGCAACUGCCUAAGAAUAAUCUAAUCUGACAUUACCCCCCUAAAAGUAUUAAAUAUCUAGGUUGGUCCUUUCUACAUCUAGAUUUAUGCCGCCAGUCUUAGCUUCUUCCUAUAUGUUUGAAGUUGCACCUCAAAAGUCUUUUGGGUCCCACUGAAAUGGCAAAUAAAAAUGAAGUUGUGCAAUUUUGUGCCUUUUCUAAUGAUGUCACGAGUGUGGACCAAUACUAACCAAGCUGCACCAGUCCCUCUGAUGUCCCUUCAAUUUAGGGACAGAGAUUAGGGGAAGACAAACACAGUUACACCUAUAGAACAAUCAAGUUCUCAUCAAAUAUUCCACCUGUGACAAAGUAAGGGAACAUGAACAGUAAAAAGAAUUUACAAUGCAAGUAUCUGUCGUUUUCCUGUUUUCUCUACAUUUAAGGGGAAGUAAUGUCUUAAAUAGAAUAAGGCUAAAAAUACUGUAUUUUGUAUACUGAACAUAAACAUCUUUGAAAGACCAAGA